Messenger RNA from Dermacentor silvarum, 7797 nucleotides. It is a transcript of the gene Mitf, whose product is annotated as transcription factor E3. Lineage: Eukaryota; Metazoa; Arthropoda; Arachnida; Ixodida; Ixodidae. The record is from RefSeq and is a predicted model, not a curated record. Gene Ontology annotation, cellular component: nucleus. Gene Ontology annotation, molecular function: RNA polymerase II cis-regulatory region sequence-specific DNA binding; DNA-binding transcription factor activity, RNA polymerase II-specific; protein dimerization activity. The transcript has 7 exons. Gene Ontology annotation, biological process: regulation of transcription by RNA polymerase II. Bases 769 to 2253 code for a protein of 494 amino acids.
CAAAGCAACUAAAACAUUUAAAAAAAUGUACUACACAGACGUUCUGCGAGAAAAACUGGGCGUCCGCCAGUGUCCGCGUAGCGAACGCGCGCUCGCUAGCAGACGACGCACUUGACAACGACAGCAAAAUUGAAGACGUCGCGUUCUAUAAUCCAUGCCUCAAAUAUUUAUGUUCGGCAAAAUGGUGUAAACAUAAUUUUGCAGUUGAAAUAAAGCACUAUUUUAAGAGCGUACUAUGCGUAAUCGGCCUCGGCGCCCGCAGCGAAAGUACGUUGAAUAUGCGGCGGAGCGCGUCUCCGCCCUAAUCCAGUUCGCUCGCAGCGCCCUCGCACAAUUUUUCCACACGCGGCGCCUCAGCGGGAGAGCGCCGUUCGGCCCACUGGACCAUUGUCUAGUACACUCUAGGUAAAAAAUAGUUUUUUUCCUUCCUCCAUGCACUAUAGUAAUGCUACGAGUCGCAAGUAUACGCCACCAGGUGGCAAGCGCGGCGUUUUACAGGUUUUUUGCGACUUGCGUCAGCGCGCCAUCCACCUAAUGGGCGUUCUUUUCUUGAUUUAAGGUGGUUCCGUGGUAUUGUGCAGUCGUACUAGACACUAGACAUUUCAGGACGCACGUAGUACGUCGAGGCAAGUCGAGGCAACGUUGGUCGAGGUCCCCCUACGAACGUCGCAACAGGCGGGCAGCAGUGAUUAGAUUGAACGGCUUCGAGUGGGUCUCAGCCUGUGCGCCGAUCACUUCUUGGAUGGUGCCGUGUUGACGACGUCGCUCAUGUCCCAGCUUUCCAAGGAGUCGGGUGUCGACCUGAAUUUCGACGAAAUAAUGGCCUCGUCGUUGACACUGCAGGACACCACGCCGUACAGUUUCUACGAGGUGAAGGAUCGCACCGUCGUGCCGUCGUUGCCUCCACAGUGCGCGAGUGGUGCUGGGCGUGGAGGGGCUGGUGGAAGCACCGGAGGCAUUGUGCACUCACGCCCUCCAGUGAGCCGCACCAACCUGAAACAACAGCUGCAGCGUCACCAGGCAGAGCAGGAGGAGCGACGCCUCCGUGAGCUGUUGGGGGCCCCUCGGCAACCCUCGUCGGCCAUCUGCGUCCCUGGCGUGCCUGACACCAUCCCAGACAACAUACAGGUGCCCACACAGGUGUUGCAGGUGCAGUCGCGGUUGGAGAACCCAACCCGCUACCAUGUGGAACAGAGCAAGCGUCGCCAGGUGAAGCAGUACCUGACGGGCAGUCAGCCACUGUCGCGGCCGCAGCUCCAGCACGUUGCCUCGUCGGCUCCCGGGGAGGCCUUCAGCCCCGACAGCCCAGCCUCGCUACCCCACAGUGGUUCGGCAGCCACCAGUAACUCAGAGUUUGAGGAUGCGUUUGACGACCUGUCCCACUUUGAUGGCGAGGACUUCCUGAGCAGCCUAGGUGCGGGUCAGGGGGGCCAUGCCACCGUGCCCAGCUCCCUGGUGGAGUUUGAGGAGGUUUGGCCUGGCGGCGGGGCCAAGGCCGGUGCCGUGUCUUCUUCCUGUCCCCCCGACCUGGCCUUGGUCAAGGAGGAGGAGCUGCUCGAGAAUGACCUGCGCGCUCUGGCCAAAGACCGGCAGAAGAAAGACAACCACAACAUGAUUGAAAGGCGGAGGCGCUUCAACAUAAAUGAUCGCAUCAAGGAGCUUGGCACCUUGCUUCCAAGGACAAACGACAGGCACUAUGAGCUGGUGCGGGACAUCCGCCAGAACAAGGGCACCAUCCUGAAGGCGACGGUCGACUACGUGCGCACCCUCAAGAAGGAGAAUGACCGCAUCCCGCUUGUUGAGGAGAAGCAGCGCACGCUUGAGCAGCAAAACAGGCAGCUGCUGCUCAGGAUACAGGAAUUGGAGCAGACAAUGCAAAUGCAUGGCAUCCAACUGACGAGCCAGACAUGGCAUCCCACAUCCGAGUCACAGCUGAGUGCUCUUAUCAAUGAUGGACCGACAUCCUUCAAUGACCUGUAUGACUUCAAAGGUGGCCAGGAGGACCUGAAACCAGAUGACUUUCGAGCCGAUGAGUUUCAGCACGAUGCGUAUGACAUCAAGCAUGAGGCACCAAGCCCGAGCCCAAGUUCGGGUCUAAGUUCGGCACCUAGUCCGGGCCACAACCUUGGCCACUACGAUGAUACCAUCAUGGACGACGACCCCAUGGGUGGUGGUGGUGACCCUCUUCUGUCGGCAUCUCACCUUCCGCACGAGAAGCUCAACUCCCCUGGCACAAUGGACUAUCACGGAUAAUGGACAGCUUGUCCAUCUUAGCUGGGACAAUGAGCUCAGCCUGGUGGGAUUGGACCACGCUGCUGCAACAAACUUGCUGCAAAAUUUGUAGGUAGACUCUUGUGUAUAAUGUGAGCUAUACAUGGAGGCAGGCAUGCCCAUGGAGGCUUGCCCCACCAACCAAACAAUCUUUCCCUAGGUUUGCAUUGCAGAAUGGAGUGUUAUGGGGGGAUGUCUGGAAGCAAGAAUUCUUGGACCACGUGGCUUGCAUGUGAAGUUUGGGACAGAAGACAGCUUUUGCGUGGCUGUGCUUUUGCCCACAGGAUGGCUUGGUCUUAUCACGAGCAGUGCCUGUAGUGGAGGCUUAGCCACUUUUAUGUAAGUGCAGCAAGUCAUCAAGUUCAUUGCUGUGCUGUGCACUCACAAGUGCAAUCUUUUGUUGGUUGAUUACGCGAACUGCAGUGUCUGCUGUGCAAGUGGACAGACUGUUGUUGCUACACAGGGUUGUUUGUUUUGCAAGACGGCAUGAUGUUGUUUGAGAGAUGUUAGAACUGAAUAUCUGCUUGUUGCUUUGCCUGAUGUGCAUGUGUUGUUGCUGUUGGCAGUAGUCUAACUUGUACAGAAAUGUGUCAUCACACAUCGUGUCAAUUUUUAUUCAAGAGGUGGAACCACUGUUGACUGCUUCUUUCGCCAUCUCACCUUCCACUCUGGGGCGCAGAGUGGGAUACCAGCUUCAUGGUGGGCAUUGCUCAAGUGUGGCAUAACCAAAUUGCAACGCAGUCGAAUAUAGUUGAAUGAGCAAUGAAGUUUUCUUGCAGGUAUCUGCGUGUCUUGAAUAUAUGCUGAUAGCAGAUAUAACUAGAGUGUUCUCAUGUUAGACGAGACUUUGGCCAUAAUGAGGUUCAACUCUGUAUGAUGCAGUGCUGUUGCAGAUGACUUUGAAGCCGAGAUUAUGAGCGCCUCGGCAUCAGUGGAGCACAUGCUCCAAAAUACAUGCUUUUCUGUGUAACCAUUUGCUUUUAAUAAUACUGAUAAUCAAGUGCCUUAUUGAAGCCUGCCUGGUGAGUAGGCCUGUCGGCUGCUGCACUUUCCAUGGCACUUUCCAUGGUCCACAAACAAGCUCUUCAGGAAGCUAAAGAAAGAAAGUGCAGUUUGGUCACUAACUCUGCGUUUACAACGAAGCUCCGAAAAGCGCGUCACCCACACUGAUCCCUGCGUGUGGUCAUAGCUGUCAUCUUUGUUCUCAACAGCUGUUUCGGUAGCUUCUUCUGUGAAGUCGUGCAUGCUCCCACCUACUGCAGGAGUGUUCAGGCUGGCUGAUUUCAGGUGCAUUGCUGUAGUGAAGUGCCCUGUGAAGGAAAGUAAUUUAACCAGCACCACAGACCAGGCAUUGGUUGCACGGUCAAAGCCAGUGCAAACUGAGUAAAGGCGCCGGUGAGAGCCAGCAUUGGCCCUUACAGCGAAUUCUUGAUUUCGCUUGUUUAUACCCUUUGGUAAAGCUUGCAAGUCCUUCACUCAACAGCAUCAUCGCCCGAUUCAAACUUUGGGCAGCUGUCGCGCUGUGGCCUCGGCAUCCUACAAGUACCUCUAAAAAUCAAGUUUUGCCCUCGUAUUCAAUUUCAGGCAAUAAUAUGAUCGUCCUAAACACCUUUGUUUCUGUGGGGAAUGAAAACAAAAACGUAUUAUGCAGAUUGCACUGUAUAUGGAUGUGUGUGAAAUGCUGCAAAACUUCUACUCUACUGGAGCUGGCGGUGUUAUAUGAAUGCCUACAGGCUCGGUACAAGCAGCUGCUGCUGAAAGACCUGGUGACACAAGGCAGCAUUAUGCUUUGUCUCUGCAAGCCAUCUCAGAGGAGAGGUCUUCAGAAACACUGCAACAGGCUCAGUGAACCGCACUCAGUAUUUUGCAGAUUGCACACAGCUCUGGAACGGGGCCACAUUGCUGAGCAGACGUAUCGGCUUGCCUCUUUUGUCUACUUUGUUGGUUGAUUCCAAAUUAUCAAUUUUCAUAACCAGAGAUGAGUUUGGCUCUUAGUAUUGUUGAUGGUUUUGCAACGCAUACAUUGAUUGAAUAUCCGGUACUGUUCCUAACAUUGAAAUCCGACUGCUAUAUGUUCCAUGCAAGUUGGUACAGAACAGGUUCACUCUUACUCUUACACGAUUCUGAACAGGUUUAUCCAGUAUGAGAACCAGCAUUGAGGCAGUUUCGUCCGUUUUUGCAAGCUUGUUAGUUUCUGUGCCUGGGGCUGCAAUAUCUAAUUGAUAAUCUGUUAUGUAUGCUUCAUGCCAUCCUAAUAGAAGGCUAAUUUUGCAGGCAAGUGCAUUUGAGGUGACGCAUUUCUUUGAGAAAGACCACUGAAAUGGUCAAUAUCUAUAGGGCACUAACUUGGUAAGCAUAUUCCAGUGUACAGAUGAGAUGUUAUUGUUUAACCAUUUCUCCUCUUUUUUUUUUUUCACCUCAUAUGUAGAUCACAUUUCACCUGCGCCGGGCAAAUGUUGGUUCUUCACCCCUUCAGCACAUUCGUUCUUGUCUGGUUAUUAUAUGAAGACCUUUAGUUGAUGGACUGUGGGCCUUCAGAGAUGGCUGCUGUGAAAAAAUGUUUCUGUAUUUCUUUCGUGCUCGCUUUACUUGAGAAAAAGUAAAAACAUUUCGCCACCUUUGUGGGUGGCAGUACACGAACGGCCUAAAAGAGAAAAUGCAUCCUACUUAUCUAAAAAGCAGCUGUAAGCAUUUGUUUGGAGUACAUUUUGUUAUCUUUUGUUGAGCAACACCAGUGCAAAAAAAUUUACAAAUUUGGGCUGUGGAAGCAUGAAAUGCAUGGCUCACAUUGACUACGGUUACUGCUAAAUUUUGAAGGAGUUGUUAGGGACUCCUCAUAUAUUUACCAACUUGGAUAACUUUUGACAGUUAUUCUGGGACACCUAUAUAGUGCAUUAAGACUUAGUGAUAUUUUAUUUUUAUUCUCUCGGAACGUGCUACAUGCACUAAAGCAAAAAAGCCUGCAGUUUUGUAGACACUCCUACACAGCAUUCAAUUGCUGGCCAUUGUUGGCAUCACCUGUUUUGUUCAUCAUAGCUUGCAUUAUAUAUAUAUAUAUAUAUAUAUAUAUAUAUAUAUAUUGGAUCAUUGCUCGCUCAGCAGGAAGUAUUGCUUGCUCGAAGGUGUGCAUACUUAGAGAACAGUCAGAUUCCAUUUUUUCAGUGUUUAGAAAUGUGUGUACCCUACACGUAAAUGUAUGUCAUUCAUUUGUUGCUGGUCCCUGCUGUCGGAGAGGGCAUGUAAUACGUGGAGCUGUUUUGAUGCAGCCAAGUGGCAUCUGUCAUUGACAGUAGUGCCAUAAAUGCAUUGCCUUCACAGUGUCCUUGACCGUAUCACAUGUGACCAUGUGAUACAUUCUGCUUGUGAAUACUUUUGGGUUUAGGCACUAGUUGAAUGGCAACAGCAGUCCCGAUCCUCGUUUGAGCUUGUGUCACUGUUUGUAAUGUAAAUAAGCACGCCUUGUAAAUAGUGAGCCCGUUGUUUUCACCUUUUGUUGUACACAUUGAAGUAGUGUUAUUGGUAAAUGGAGUGUGCAUAAUGCUGUAUGAGGCAUUGCAGACAUAUUUUGAAGGCUAUUAGUUUUAUUUGCAGAUGGCUUUAAACAUGGCUUGUUUUAACGUGCUGGCUGAAGUCGGUGUUCUAGCAAUGCCUCCUUUACUAGAUGCCCACCUCGUUCGCGUUCCCAUCGGGGUGGCAGUUACCUUAGUUCUGCGUAAAUUCCGUGAGGCGGCGCUCGUUGCCUUUUCAACUUCCGGCGGCGGCGGCGGCCGAAUACUUCCACCGGCGCGUUGAUAGCGCCUGCCGCCUCCAAGAUGGUAAGAGAUGCUAUAGUAAUCUCGGAGGCCGCAGCACGUGAUCUAGGUUGCAGGCGUGCGCCACAAGCGGUGCUCGUUGCCUUUUCGCGGAGACGAAAAAAAAAAAAGGGAGAGGGCACAGAACCGGGUUUAUCGGACCACGCCGCAGGCAUCUAGUAAAGGUGGCAUUGGUAGUGUUAUGUGAAGCGCUCCACAACAUGUGUGACCAUAUUCCACCAUUGCAUGCAAGACCACUUGAUGUGAGGAACUGUCCCUCUGUGCCAUGUGCUGAUGGUGAUAUGUGCUCGUAAUGAUAGCUCUUGCACUUUGGGGGUAGUCACAACAAAUGUGAAAUGGGCGGGUAAAUAAUGUUUCAAGAUGAGCUUGAGAACAUCUUUCGAACUGUACAUUUUUUUAGCCUGUUGUGUUGACUGUGUGGCGUUUAUGUUGACCACUUCAGUUUAUACAUUUUUCACUAUUAAAAUUCCACUGUUAUGUUCACCAUGUCGAGCCAAAGUGGAGCCCUAUUUGACUCCUGGUGUGCGUGACUGUGCAGUUGUCAAGCGCAUUAGUGCGGCCUGCUUUACCAAAGUCCUGCUGCUUGCAAAAAGAAAAGAUUGCAUACUUAAGGGCUGUGUAAGGAAAAUCUCUGCAGCAUGCCUUGCUGCAUUACAUUGGUUCACAAGAGUGUAAGGACAAAACGAGGGAAAAUCUGGCACCACCGGCAUAGAAACUGUACGUACUAUUUUUGAAGCUUUGUGCGUCAAAAAUUUGUUGUAUGGAGGCCUCGGAACAUUGCAAAGCAAAAUAAUUACUUAUUAGGCAUAAACACAAAGUAAGCGUAUAUGUAGGUUUAACUGUUAGCAUAGAUUAUGCGCUGGAAGUUACUCAAUAAAAUGAAUAAUUUGUGACAUUCAAACACAUAGCCUAUAGGAACUGCAGCGUGUACACAACAAACAAGACACAAGGCAAUGGUAACACACAAGCGCUUGUGCGUUACUUUUGCUUUGCGUCUUGUUAAUUGUGUACGUGCUGCAGUUUCAUAAUGAAUAGUUACCAACUUCCCCAACUUUCAGUACUCAGCUUAGACUAAAGAAAUGUUAUGAGGCUUGUAAAGAACAGAUUUUAACUUCGAAGAGCAGUCAUAUAAACUUCAAUAUGCUUUUUAAGUCAGUCCAUGCCAAAUUAUUGGGAAAAAAUGCAUGUUCGUGGUGGCUGAUUUUCCUAUGUGGCAAGAUAGCAUCAGUGGAGAUGAGGUGGUCACAUCCACUUUAAUGUUCCAAGGUAGGAGAGAGCUUCAAGAAAAGCUUCUUACAGCUCAGUCUGCUGCAGCAGUGGCGGCGGAAUUAACAGUAACCUAACAAGCUGUACACGGGUGGUUUAAAUAUUAAAUUAACAAGUGAAUGACAAUGUUAUGUACAGGUGAACAUGGUGGCAUCCCGCUUUGGCAUGAUACUGGGCAGAGCCUGGUCUUCUGUUUGUGCCUUCAUGUGAGACCUGCACAGUCAUAAAUGAAAUGAACAUUUAUUAUGAUGCUAGUCCUCGGUGCCUUGUGAAGAAAAACUGUGCAAUUAAAAGGCAUGGGAGUAGCUCUGUACAAGAGUGCUGCAAUUGUAAUGAAAGUUCCUCUCACAAGAUGUGCUGUCACUUUAUGAAUAGUGUAAGGCAGACACUGUAAAGUCGUACCACGUGCAUAUUUCAUGGCUUGGAAUAAAGAUGUUCGAAGAGCAAA